This is a messenger RNA of Penicillium riverlandense, 1032 nucleotides long. RefSeq lists its product as uncharacterized. Bases 1 to 1032 code for a protein of 343 amino acids. The record is from RefSeq and is a predicted model, not a curated record. Lineage: Eukaryota; Fungi; Ascomycota; Eurotiomycetes; Eurotiales; Aspergillaceae. The transcript has a single exon. Gene Ontology annotation, cellular component: peroxisome. Gene Ontology annotation, biological process: long-chain fatty-acyl-CoA metabolic process. Gene Ontology annotation, molecular function: alcohol-forming very long-chain fatty acyl-CoA reductase (NADP+) activity.
AUGCCCCACCAAACAGAGGCGAUUCUAGCCUCGAAGAAAGUCGAAUUCGUGACCGGAGACAUCAAAUCCGUCAAUUUCGGUCUCGAGCCCGCUGUCCUCGAGCAACUCCAGAGCCAAGUGACCCUCGUCAUUCACACGGCAGCCAAGAUCGCCCUCGAGGCGCCUCUUCGGGACUCGUUUGAGAACAAUUGUCUUCCAUCACUGGAGCUCGCGCGGAUCGCAUCGAGGUUCCGAAAACUGAAAUUACUCAUUCAAAUUUCCACCGCGUACGUAAAUAGCUUCCUUCCCGAUGGUCCCGUCCUGGAACGACCGUAUACCCUAGCAGAGGAGGAUCCGGAGGAUGAGCUGGCAUCCAUCCUGACGCAUAAUGCUUCACCGCACGCCGCCCAGUUCGCCUCCUCGUACGGCCUGGCCAAGUACAUGAUGGAACGUCUGCUCGUGAAAAGAUAUCCGCAGCUGCCGGUCUUGCUUGUGCGGCCAACAAUCUUCGCUCCUGCGCUGCGAGAGCCGUAUCCCAUGUACGGCCCGGAAGACUCGACGCCACUGACCAAGUUUGGACGGUUCAUAAUCGCAGAUCGGGGAGGCACACAAGUUUGGCAUUCGACAGCUGGCUACAAGACUGGGGUUAACGUGAUCGACGAGAUACCCGUUGACUUCGUGGCCAAUGCAUGCUUGCUGCACGCGGCUGCGCGCACGACCGGGAUCGUCCAGGUCGGCUCCGAGUUAUACGAGCCGCAUACUUUCGACCAAUUCAUCGAGCUUGUCCUCGCUAAUGCACCGCCUGGUAUUCGAAGGGAGCUGCCGAGGUUUGUCUUCACGGAAGAUCAGAGCGCACCGCAGUGCUUCGUGGCUGAGCUGGUGGCGGUCGCCUCGCGCAAUUGGUUAUUCGAUUGUGGUCGGUCAUAUUGGCUAAAGCAGGUUGGGGGACCAUUGAGUCUACGGUCGUGCACACACCAGGCAGAAAGCAUGAAUGUAGCGCGGAUCCGCCAUAUCUACGACACGAUUGCGGAGCAGGAGAGGGCACGUCUUUGA